Messenger RNA from Dermacentor albipictus, 3186 nucleotides. Its product is annotated as probable cytochrome P450 49a1. The record is from RefSeq and is a predicted model, not a curated record. NCBI's taxonomy places the organism in Eukaryota, Metazoa, Arthropoda, Arachnida, Ixodida, Ixodidae. Gene Ontology annotation, molecular function: heme binding; oxidoreductase activity, acting on paired donors, with incorporation or reduction of molecular oxygen; ligand-gated monoatomic ion channel activity. Gene Ontology annotation, cellular component: membrane.
CUUUCUUCGGAAAGAAGGUUAGAGUUGCCGCAGUGCACUGGAUUCCUUGGCUGCGUUUGAACUUCACCGGUGACACGCAUACCGAGGAUGAUGUGCAGAUGUCUGGACCUAUGGCCAACCUCUUGAACCAGCUGGCUGGCGAUCUCGGAUUCACCUACACCGUGGAUUCACCCGAAGAUGGCCAGUGGGGCGUGCCUUUGCCAAAUGGGGACUGGAGUGGUAUGGUCGGCAUGGUGUAUAACAACGAAUCCGAUCUGGCUCUGGGUCCUUUAGUGAUGACGUACGGUCGCUCGCAAGUGACCACAUUCAGCUCCCAAGUGACUACGGACUACCUGACCAUCCUGGCCGGCUUUCCCAACGUCAUUCAUGCAAGCAUCUUCGGCACCUUGAUGGCAUUCGAUUUGGAGGUGUGGAUAGCUCUGCUGGUCUCCCUGCUGCUCUGUGUGUUCGCGGCCGUGAUGAUCGACAUAUUCAGCAAAGAGAACGGGGGCCGUUCCGUCCAAGACAUGCUCUUCGCAAACUGGUGGAUGUAUUUCUCUAUUUUAUUCUACGAAGCUUCACCACGGCCGCCGCGUGGUGCGCCAUCCAGGAUCGUAUUCGCCAUGUGGUGGCUGACGGUGCUGGUGCUUAUGAACGCCUUUACGGGUCACAUGAAGGCUACAAUGAUGGUGCGACCCGAACCCGACCGCAUUGAUUCCAUGAAGGAGCUCGCCGAGCGCGCGGACAUGAAGACCUUCAUAUGGGAGGGCACCGCCUAUGAAUCCCUGCUGAGGGGUUCUCGGAAUGUGCCGGAGUACCAAGCCGUGUGGGAGAUGGUUGCUCGCUGCAACGGCACGUUCGACACCAAGUCGCUCUACUCCAGAGCGAACCUCAUCGAUGUGCAGAAUGGGGACGCCGUCAUCGUCAGUGACGCUACCACGAUGCGCUUCCACGUGGCGGCCAGCUGUGGCGUGUUGAGACAGGGCACCUUCUACUUCUCGCGGGAGCAGUUCUUUCCGCACAAGUUUGCCGUGGCGCUCAACCGAAACGAAGACCCAGCGUUCGUUGCCGUAGUUAACCAACGAAUCAGUUGGAUGAAGGAGAGCGGCUUGCUGGAUGCCUGGAUGGAGGAGGAGUACGGUGACUGGCAGAAGUGCGCCUCUGGCUCCGGUGAGGACGCGUACAGCCCCCUGUCAAUGUUUGAGAUGCAGUCCAUCUUCUUCAUCUACCUCAUGUUCAGCGCUGCAUCAGCCAUUGGAUUCCUGUUCGAGCUGCUUAUCGGAGGUAAGCACCAUCCCGACCAGAGGCACAAGGCAUCCAUGGAAAUGUACAAGAAGUAUGGGCCUAUCGUUGUUGAGAAGCUGCCGGGCCGCUACUCCUUAGUGCACCUAUUCCAAGGCGUCGACAUCCGUAAUCUAUACCAGGAGGAAGGCAAGGAGCCUUUCAGGAUGGGUGCAACGGCCUUCAAGGAUUACCGUGCGAGCAGACCAGAAUACUACGCUGACGUGGGCAUAUUAAACCUUCAGGGAAAAAGCUGGCUUAAAGUACGGAUGAGCACGCAACAGCACACACUGCGUGUACGAACAACAAUGUCCUACUUGCCUAGCAUGAACAAAAUCGCGGAAGAGGCUUUGGACCUGCUCGACCAACUCAUGGAUGAGAACGGCACAGUGGAAGACUGCUUCUCAUUCCUUCAGCGAUGGGCUCUGGAAAGCGUCGCUUUGGCCUCCGUUGACGCCCGGCUUGGUUCUCUGCGGCAUCCGCUUGACCCGACUCUUGACGGCCCAGCCAUAUUGGACGACAUGAGGACAACGUUUGCCUGCAUGCAAAAGUUCGGAUACCGGUUUCCAUAUUUUCGUUAUAUACGCAUGCCGACCUGGCGACGUUUUGAGAAAGCCAUGGAUGACUUCACUGUGCGAAUAUUCCGACACAUUGAAGCUGCAGCCGAGCGGAUGACUGCUGGAGAGUCCGAGCAUGAGCCAACUAUUCUGGAACACAUGCUUAGAGAAAAAAAGCUAACAUUUGGAGAAAUCUUAACGUUUACCAGUGACUUCAACCUGGCAGGAGUGGACACGACAUCAGCGGCAACGACGUUCCUUCUGUUUCAACUCGCGAAAAAUCCACGGGCUCAAUCGAAAGCACGCGAAGAAGCGCUAGCCGUGCUCGGGGACAAGUCGAAUUCUGUGGAACCACAUCAGCUGGAGAAGAUGUCGUUUAUAAAAGCCUGCCUGAAAGAAAGCAUGCGGUUGAUCCCAAGCCUUCCGGGAAUCUACAGGAAACUGGACCACGACGUCGUCAUGUCAGGCUACGUUGUUCCCGCCGGGGUGCCUAUAUUCGUGGACGCAUUUGUCGCUGGCCGUGCUGCAGAGAACUUCUCAUGUCCGGAGCUGUACCUCCCAGAGCGCUGGCUGAAAACAGACCAAGAAAUUUUGCCCCACGACGGAUACGCUUCCCUGCCCUUCAGCUUCGGUCCACGCACGUGCCUCGGUAGGAGGAUAGCGGAACUACAGAUCUGCACGCUCAUCGCUAAGAUUUUACUCAAGUACAGCAUUGAAUACCCGCGAGAGAACCUCGAGUACCAUGGCCAACUCAUCAACAUCCCGAAGGACCCUACGGACUUCCGCUUCAAGAAGCUCCGACCGCCGGCACACCGAGGCUAGAACUAGGUGUCUGAAAGGGAUAGCCGUUGCCAACGAGUACUUGUGAAUUUCGGCAGCACACGGCGCCAUCUCUUUGGCGCAUUUUCGGUCUGUGGCAGGCACUGAAAACUUGAGCUGUCUGUCGUGUGCACAAAUCAAGAGCGCCGAGAAAAUUAACGUGACAUCCGUAGCUGCGCAGCAAAAAUAACCGCUGGUUAUCCCUGUAUUGCAAAUGGGUUCGGAACUGGCCCCCGUACCAGUAUUGCACCGACUGUAGUAUUGGCGUAUGCGCCUUAAUUUCCGUGCUGCGUCUGCUAGCUGCUGCUUCGAAGGGUGGAUAGGCGUAGUUGCGUUUAGGGGGCGCGUUAGCUGCCCGCACCACGCUAAGCUUUUGAGCCCUUAAAGAGCGUUGGAGAGGCAGUGGAAGUGCAGAAAGACUCGCUCCUCCCAUUCGAUACUUCGAAUCAUGAACUACGUCAUUAUAUGGCAUUGUCUGCGUAGCGGUUACGGAAUGCAGUGGUAUAAGUUGCAAAACGUCACCAUCCACUUUUCACGUACGUAGCCAGAA